Molecule: messenger RNA, 747 nt
Organism: Alosa alosa (allis shad)
Lineage: Eukaryota; Metazoa; Chordata; Actinopteri; Clupeiformes; Clupeidae
Product: trace amine-associated receptor 13c-like
Exons: 4
Coding region: 1-747 (248 amino acids)
Biological process (GO): G protein-coupled receptor signaling pathway
Cellular component (GO): membrane
Molecular function (GO): trace-amine receptor activity
Source: RefSeq, a predicted model, not a curated record
AUGAAGAACCUCACUAAAGCUUAUUACUGUUUUCCAGCACUGAACUCUUCAUGCACAAAGGAUACCAGGUCACCAAUUGGAUACUUCAUAAUGUUAUUUUUGUCUUCAAUAUCUGUGUCCACUGUUCUUCUAAAUUUGCUGGUGAUCAUCUCGAUUUCUCACUUCAAGCAGCUUCAGACUCCAACCAACCUGCUCAUCCUCUCUCUUGCUGUGGCAGAUUUAUUGAUCGGACUGAUUGUCAUGCCUGUGGAAGGGCCGCGUUUAAUUGAAACAUGCUGGUAUUUUGGGGACACGCUGUGUAACAUAUUUCCGUUCAUUUAUUCAGUGGCUGUUGCAGGAUCUCUGUGGAGCCUUGUAUUAGUUUCCAUUGAUCGUUUCAUUGCCAUCAGUGAUCCUUUAAGGUACUCAUUGAAGGUCACACACAACAAAAUAGUUAUAAUUGUUGUUCUAGGCUGGUGUAUUUGUCUACUUUAUAUGUUCUUCUUGCUUUAUGACCACCUAACUCAAAUGGAGCCUCACAGGACAUGUCACGGAGAGUGUCUGCUCACAAUCAGUUUCUCAUGGAUUGUUGGUGAUGUUUUUGUGUCAUUCAUUGUGCCUUGUUCCACGUCUGAACGUGGAAUAUCACACCACAACAUGGAUGCAGCCGAGGCAACAAAGGUUCGUCAAGCCAUCACCCAGCAUGGUCAGAUGCUUGGGCAACAGCGAGAGAAACUCACCCGUAUGUCAACAGCCAUCCAGGAGUAG